Molecule: messenger RNA, 4522 nt
Organism: Prinia subflava (tawny-flanked prinia)
Lineage: Eukaryota; Metazoa; Chordata; Aves; Passeriformes; Cisticolidae
Gene: HIPK2
Product: homeodomain interacting protein kinase 2
Exons: 15
Coding region: 186-3797 (1203 amino acids)
Biological process (GO): peptidyl-threonine phosphorylation; positive regulation of transcription by RNA polymerase II; peptidyl-serine phosphorylation
Cellular component (GO): PML body; cytoplasm; nucleus
Molecular function (GO): SMAD binding; protein tyrosine kinase activity; protein serine/threonine kinase activity
Source: RefSeq, a predicted model, not a curated record
CAGCGGGGCUGGAUGUGCCCGGCUCCCCCCGCGCUGAGGUGGGCAGCGAUGCAGAAGGCAGGCGGCAGCUUCGCCUCCGCCGAGAGACACCCGCUCAAGAUGGCAGAUGUGUGUUGAGUUUGGGGGGCUGCGAUCUCGCGUCGUUCGUGGCGGCGUUGCCAUGAAUAACAGGCGUCCUUGCACCGAUGGCCCCCAUGUACGAAGGUAUGGCCUCGCAUGUGCAAGUUUUCUCUCCUCAUACCCUUCAGUCAAGUGCCUUCUGUAGCGUGAAGAAACUGAAAGUGGAGCCGAGUUCAAACUGGGAUAUGACUGGGUACGGCACACACAGCAAAGUCUACAACCAGAGCAAGAACGUGCAGUCCUCCCAAGCAGCCGCCGCAGCAGCCGUCAACGCCUCCCUCCAGAUCCCCAAUCCGAGCAUCCCUUACGAGCAGACCAUCAUCUUCCCAGCCAGCACGGGGCACAUCGUGGUUACAUCUGCCAACAGCACUUCUGGUGUGGUUGCAGUGUCUGGGCAAACACUGGGCGGGCCACACAACCUGAUGCGUCGCAGCACUGUGAGCCUUCUGGACACCUACCAAAAAUGUGGACUUAAGCGCAAGAGUGAGGAGAUUGAGAACACAAGCAGCGUGCAGAUUAUCGAGGAGCAUCCACCAAUGAUUCAGAACAAUGCCAGUGGGGCCACUGUAGCCACCGCCACCACCUCCACGGCCACCUCCAAAAACAGUGGCUCCAACAGCGAAGGGGAUUACCAGCUGGUGCAACAUGAGGUGCUCUGUUCCAUGACCAACACGUACGAAGUGUUAGAGUUUCUUGGCCGUGGAACAUUCGGACAAGUAGUCAAAUGCUGGAAACGUGGCACUAAUGAGAUUGUGGCUAUCAAGAUCCUAAAAAACCACCCUUCUUAUGCCCGGCAAGGCCAGAUUGAAGUGAGCAUCCUGGCUCGGCUGAGCACAGAAAGCGCGGAUGACUACAACUUUGUCCGUGCUUAUGAAUGCUUCCAGCACAAGAAUCACACAUGCUUGGUAUUUGAAAUGUUGGAGCAGAACCUCUAUGAUUUCUUAAAACAAAAUAAAUUCAGUCCCUUGCCCCUUAAGUACAUUCGACCAAUUCUGCAGCAGGUAGCAACUGCCCUAAUGAAGCUGAAAAGCCUGGGACUGAUUCAUGCUGACCUCAAACCAGAGAACAUCAUGCUGGUAGACCCAUCCCGACAGCCAUAUAGGGUCAAGGUCAUAGACUUUGGUUCAGCUAGCCAUGUGUCUAAAGCUGUGUGUUCUACUUACCUUCAAUCCAGAUACUACAGAGCCCCUGAAAUCAUCCUUGGUUUACCCUUUUGUGAAGCAAUCGAUAUGUGGUCAUUGGGAUGUGUUAUUGCAGAGCUGUUCUUGGGCUGGCCCUUGUACCCAGGAGCUUCAGAGUACGAUCAGAUUCGCUACAUUUCACAGACGCAGGGCUUACCAGCAGAGUAUUUGUUAAGUGCAGGGACAAAGACUACAAGGUUUUUCAACAGGGAUACAGACUCACCGUAUCCCUUGUGGAGGCUGAAGACGCCAGAUGAUCAUGAGGCAGAGACGGGGAUUAAGUCAAAGGAAGCAAGAAAGUAUAUUUUCAACUGUUUGGAUGAUAUGGCACAGGUAAACAUGACAACGGAUUUGGAAGGCAGCGAUAUGUUGGUGGAAAAGGCAGACCGGCGGGAGUUCAUAGAUCUGUUAAAGAAGAUGUUGACAAUAGACGCGGAUAAGAGGAUAACACCCAUCGAAACUCUGAGCCACCCCUUUGUCACCAUGACGCACUUGCUCGACUUCCCUCACAGCACACAUGUCAAGUCCUGCUUCCAGAACAUGGAGAUUUGCAAGCGGCGGGUGAAUAUGUACGACACGGUGAACCAGAGCAAGACGCCAUUCAUCACCCACGUAGCCCCAAGUACAUCGACCAACCUGACCAUGACUUUUAACAACCAGCUGAACACAGUCCACAACCAGACCACCAACCUGGCUCCCACCUCCUCCAGUGCCACUAUUUCCUUAGCCAACCCUGAGGUCUCCAUACUAAAUUACCAAUCUGCACUCUACCAGCCCUCAGCGGCGUCCAUGGCUGCGGUGGCCCAGCGGAGCAUGCCCCUGCAGACGGGAACGGCGCAGAUCUGUGCCCGGCCAGACCCCCUGCAGCAAGCCCUCAUCGUCUGCCCACCAGGCUUCCAAGGGUUACAAGCCUCCCCUUCGAAGCACGCUGGCUACUCGGUCCGGAUGGAGAACGCCGUUCCCAUUGUCACUCAGGCUCCUGGGGCCCAGCCUCUUCAGAUCCAGCCAGGACUCCUCGCACAGCAAGCAUGGCCCAGUGGCACUCAGCAGAUCCUGCUCCCUCCCGCCUGGCAGCAGCUGACCGGGGUGGCCACCCACACUUCUGUCCAGCACGCGACUGUCAUCCCGGACUCCAUGGCCGGCACCCAGCCGCUGGCAGACUGGAGGAACACGCACGCCCACGGCAGCCACUACAACCCCAUCAUGCAGCAGCCCACGCUGCUGGCCAGCCACGUGGCGCUGCCCGCCGCCCAGCCCGUCAACGUGGGCGUCGCUCACGUCAUGCGCCAGCCGCCCGCCGCCGCCUCCGCCAGGAAGAGCAAGCAGCACCAGUCGGCUCCACGCAACGCAUCCACCUAUGAAGUGUCAUCCUCUCAGUCCCUCAGCUCUCCGCAGCGGUCAAAGCGAGUGAAGGAGAACACGCCUCCGCGCUGCGCCAUGGUGCACACCAGCCCUGCCUGCAGCACCUCGCUCACCUGCGGCUGGGGCGACGCGGGCAGCGCGCGCGAGCGGCAGCGGCAGACCAUCGUCAUCCCCGACACCCCCAGCCCCGCCGUCAGCGUCAUCACCAUCAGCAGCGACACGGACGAGGAGGAGGAGCAGAAACAUGCACCCACCAGCACCUUGUCCAAGCAAAGGAAGAAUGUCAUCAGCUGUGUCACCGUGCAUGACUCCCCCUACUCCGAUUCCUCCAGCAACAACAGCCCCUACGCCGUGCAACACCGCACAGGGCAGAAUAAUGGGAACAGCUACGACACCAAAGGGGUUCCAGAGACUCACUGCAGUGGGAACCCCCGAACGAUCAUCGUGCCACCACUGAAAACCCAGGCCAGUGAGGUGCUGGUAGAGUGCGAUAGCCUGGCACCAGUCACCACCAGUCACCACUCAUCCUCCUACAAGUCCAAGUCCUCCAGCACCGUGACCUCCACCAGCGGUCACUCUUCAGGGAGCUCGUCUGGAGCCGUUGCCUAUAGGCAGCAGCGACCAGGAGCACAUUUCCAGCAGCAGCAGCCUCUUAAUCUAAGUCAGGGCCAGCAGCACAUCUCGACUGACCGCACAGGGAGUCACCGGAGACAGCAAGCCUACAUCACUCCAACGAUAGCUCAGGCCCCGUACUCUUUCCCGCACAAUAGCCCCAGCCACGGCACAGUUCAUCCCCACCUGGCCGCGGCGGCCGCUGCUCACCUGCCCACCCAGCCCCACCUGUACACAUACACCGCCCCCGCCGCCCUGGGCUCCACGGGCACCGUCGCGCACCUGGUGGCGUCGCAAGGCUCUGCCCGGCACGCGGUGCAGCACACCACCUACCCCGCCAGCAUCGUCCACCAGGUCCCCGUCAGCAUGGGCCCGCGCGUCCUGCCCUCGCCCACCAUCCACCCGAGUCAGUACCAGGCUCAGUUUGCCCAUCAGACCUAUAUCAGUGCUUCUCCAGCCUCCACAGUCUACACUGGAUACCCACUGAGCCCCACCAAGGUCAACCAGUACCCUUACAUCUAAACACUGGAAUAAAGAGCGAGAGACGCACCCAUCCCGGGGGGAGUGAGGCAGCCGCUUUUGUAUUGAAGAACAUGACAAACUAACAAUGCAAUGGGAGGCUCGUGUGAAACUUGAAUGAAGGAGACUUUAGGAAGAAAAGAAAAUGAGGAAAGAAGGGGAAAACCAAUUCUACAAUUUUUAUUUAAAAAAAAAAAAAGAAAAUGGAAAAAAAGAACAGAAAAAAAAAUAAACCACAAAAACCCAACCAUUCUGCACCAAACUAGAGAGAAAGAGAGAAGGAGAAGGACCCUCCAGCGGGUCCUGUCUUUUGAAGAACUUCACCAACAGACUUUUAAAGGUUAUUUUCAUCCAAUAGUGAGCUACAUUUAGAAAUUUGUUGUCCAGAACGCCUAAAAUGAAAUCCAUUAGGUUUUUAAUCCUGUAGUUACAUGAAUUAGGGAUUUAUCCAGCAUUUCAAAGGGUUUAUACAGUUUUUGUAUUCCAAAGUAUACACAGGUUCAAACCUGUGGAAAACAGAAAGUGGGUAAGGGAGGCUGAGGGUGGAGGACAAAAUGUUGUCCCAGUGCUCUAAAUUUGGACCUAACACUGCUACACUUAAAGACACCUGGGAAAAACAGGCCAUGCAGCACUGGUUGAGAGCAGAAGCAAUGAGGGGUGUUUCUCCCUCUUCUUGAACACACUGGAUAAAUCCCUGAGAAAUGCUAUUCCUAAACAAGAUCUCUAAU